Lodderomyces oxycetoniae is the source of this 4296-nucleotide messenger RNA. RefSeq lists its product as uncharacterized. NCBI's taxonomy places the organism in Eukaryota, Fungi, Ascomycota, Pichiomycetes, Serinales, Debaryomycetaceae. The transcript has 2 exons. Bases 1 to 4296 code for a protein of 1431 amino acids. The record is from RefSeq and is a predicted model, not a curated record.
AUGGGUUUAUUUGACAGAAGAAGGAGAUAUGAUUCAUAUCAAGGUUUCAGCAAAUAUACUCAUGAUAUAAAUACUUACCAUCACCCAACACAACAUGCUGGUUUACCAAUCACCGUAAAUGGACAACAACAACAACAACAACCCCACGUACAACUGCAAUUGCAACGUACACAAUCUUUGACUAGUGCCGGUCAAGCCGCUGCCGCUGCCUUGAGAUUACAUAGUAGUCCGAUUCAGAAUUAUGGUGGUCAAACUGUACCUCAACGUCAACAUAAGGCCAAUGCAAGAUCGAAUUCGCUAAGUGUUGGUAAUAAUGGCCCGCUAAAGCAGUAUCUUUAUACCCCGCAGCCAUCUUAUGAUCCACGGACACACAAUUUCCCAGCAGCAGCAGCGACAGCAGCGACAGCAGCGACACCUAGAAGGUACAAUAGCUUAACCUUACAGAGUAGAAACAGUCUCACCAGGAACAGCCAGAUAACUCGAGGACAACAAUUGAGCAACGCAAAUCUUUAUGAAAAGACUGGUAAAAAACCAGCAAGAGAUAGGGAAGGACGUGAAGAAGAGGAAGAAGUAGUAGAGGAUGCAGAAUAUGUAGUUACAACAACAACUACAAAAGUAGUAGACCAACAUGGUCGAACUCAGUCCAUCACCACGAAAACGGUGAAAACAUUUCCCGAUGGAUCUAAUAUAAUUGAAACAGCAACAAAGAAUAUCUCGAGAAAUAACUCUAGAUCCAAUUCACUCAGCUCAGCUAACUAUAGAAAUAACUCAAUGUCACACAUUCAAGCUAAUUUAACAAAAAUUGAUGAAGAUUUACAAAAUUUCGAUUACGAUUAUCAAGUCGAUGAACCAGGAACCAAACUCAAAUUGAAUAGGGGGAACAGUAAUGGUAGUAAUUCCCUUGAAGAAAUCAAGGAAUCCGCCAUAGAUAGUGACAGUAUUGAUCAUAAUAGUCGUGCUAAUCUCGAAAUUGGUGAGGUAAUAUCAGAACAAGAAUCGCAUCAACGUCUAGGUUCAGCUUUUGUGGAGCCGCCACAGAAUAUUACCCAUCAAGAUAAAGAUAGAACCACAUCCUUAAGCAGUCAGGGUCAACAUUUGAGAUCGAUUUUGAAAACCAGUAGUAAUAAGUCAUAUGCAGAUGAAACAGCGCUUGAAAAUGUUGAAACUGUAACUGCUCAAGAAAUUACCAAAUCAAACAGUGGGCCUUCCAUCACUACAAGUCCCGUGGUCAAUUCUUCACCAUCUGCUCAGCAUCCUUAUAAGAACUUUGCAGAGCCGCCUGCGUUACUGCAUUUUUCUGAAAAUAUUCCACAACCUGAACACACCCAACAAGAUCAACAACAAGAACAAGAACAACAGCAGCAGAAGCAGCAGCAGAAGCAACAACAACAACAACAACAACAGCAACAACAACAACAGCAACAACAACAACAGCAACAACAACAACAGCAGCAGCAGCAGCAGCAGCCAUUCACAACUAUGAGGACAAUGCGGCACAGUCCUUCUGGUUCAAACAUUACGCCACUGCAGCAAAAAUCACCAGUGACGUCUCCAAGACAAGCUGCUCAUUAUAGUCAUUCUUUGGGAAGUUCAAUCAAAUUUGAUGAAAAUGUGAAAACAAUACUAGUUCCCCCCAAUGAAUCAUCUGCUAGUCCUGUAACAACAGCAGCACCAGCAGCAGCAGCAGCACCAGCGGGAUCACCACCACAAACACAAAAGCAAUACACACCUGCUCAUAGACUGAAAGUACCAGUUUCAGGAUCAUCACUAUUAACGGAACCAAGUCCCGAUUUUUACGCAGCAGCAAUGCAAGCGGCUUAUAAAAAAGUUUACGGAGAUCGUAACCCAAAUGUGAGUACACCUGUUCCUCAAGCAUCUAGCUUUACUCAAGCAUCUCCGCCUUUGGCAGAAGCCACUCGGCCAUUCAAAUCUCGUACACAACGGAGAUCCAAAUUUGGCUUUCUUCCUUUAAGUUCUCGUGAAGAUCAUCAAGAACAUGAUUACCAACAACAACAACAGCAACAACCUGUAGUAAAUCAAGUAGUUGAUGAUCAACAAGCACAACUGCCGCUAACACCUCCACAACCAGUUCACCAAACUCAACGUACUUCCUCGAUGGAUUCCCUUAGCAAGAAAAAACACCAACAGGAUAAGGAAACAGGAGCAAGUCAAUCAGUUCCGCAAAAUUAUGAAUAUACUAAUCAUCACAAGGAGUUUGCGUUGUAUUCAAUGAGAGAUGAACCCGCUGUUGCAUUAAAGAGGCAAGAAAGAGCUAAAGAGGAACAAAGGUUAGCCAAACAACAAGCUAAAGAGCAGGCGAAGGAGGAAAAACAAAAGAUGAAGGAACAAGCUGAAGAAGAGAAACGAAUUGCAAAAGAACGAGCUGAGGAAGAAAAGAGAUUAGCCAAGGAACAGAUUGAGGCGGAAAAGAGGGCACAGAAGGAGGCAAAGGAAGCAAAGACAAAAGACAAAAAGCUAUUUGGUGGACUUUUCAGCAAAAAGAGACGCCAUAGCCAUUCCGGCAACCCGAUUGAAUCAUCUGAAACUAGUCAACAACUACAACAACAACAAGAACAAGAAGAAGCGAAAAGACGGAGUCUUGCUUUACCUAGAGAGACAGGCAUUCUUAGUGCUUCUUAUGGUGGUGCUGAUGUACCUACAGUACAAGGUCAUUCUACCACUCCUACUCAGAUCAUCCAGGAAACCCAGCAAACCACUGUUGGUAGGCCCAAUGAAGUUGUCGAUGAACCUGUUGCAGCAGCAGUUGGUGCUGCCAAUGGCUUUGUGUCACAGGAUUUAGGCCCUGUGCCUGUGCAUGCAGCCAAUACCAGUAUUUCUACUCCACAAAUGUCAUCUGAUAUCACAGAUGUUUUUGCUUCCAAUAACUCUGGGACAUCGAUAUCAAGAAAGGCGGAUGCUUUGUCUAGUCCAGGAAUGCAUUCGUUAGAUCCACGAUCUUUAGGCAGUCAAGAAUCCACGUUUUUAAUGGAAACAAGGAAUAAAAGAAACAACAACAGCAAUAAUAGCAUCGUCGAUAGCAGCAUCGUCGAUAACGGCAUCAUCGAUAACGACAUCAUCAAUAACGGCACCAGCAAUAAUCACAACAGCACUAAUGACGAGAAUGAGUUGGUUAGGGAUAAAAACCAUUUGAAUGAGUCUGAUUUUCCAAGUGCUAUUAAUGCCAAUGACAACGCCAAUUAUGCACAACCUGGUUUUGUAAAAGAGGAAGAUACUGACGUUGUAGUUGUGGAUGAUGGAGAGUAUUACCAGGUAUCUGUACCAAGAAACUAUUCUUAUCAGGAGAGUGAUUAUCAAGAUGCUCAAGAUGCUCAAGAUAAUAAUGAACUACCAGCCACGGAUUUAACAAGCGAGAGCAGGGAAGAUAGCAAUCAAGGAAAAGAGGCGUCAUCAUUACCAUUAGAUACUACAGGAGAACAUAGUCAACCUAUAGUUUCUGUGCCCGAACUGAAUGCUGCAGUCAAUGCCAAUCAUGAAGAUGUGACAUUUGUGAGCGAUGAGAAUACUAAUAUUGCUACUUCCAGUAGAGAAGAUUUGAACAUUAAUGAUAAUAGGCAACAACAGCAACAACCUAUUCAGCAAGUAGGUAGGGAAGGAAGUUUCCAAGACGACGUACCACCACGUAGUGAUAUUAUUCCUCCUCGUGCCGAUCUUACCAGUUCUCAGCUUGCUACUGUGUAUGGUAUGAAUAAUCAAGAAGUUAAAGCCCUGGCUUUUGUUAAAGAGCAAGAUUUACGUUCACAGCAUCCUGAGUUACUGGGAAGAGAACAUAUUUCUGGAUUACAGUUUAUCAAGAAGAGUUCUGCAACCAAUAGCACUAAUUCAUUUGGAAGAGGAGGCGGCGAAGAACAUAGCAACAAUAAAGGUGUUUGGGAGAUCACUCGUACUACCCAGCCAGUGGGCAAAAAUGAGCAGUCAUACACACAACAACAAAGACUGCAAUACACUCCACAGCGGGAACAAGCACUGCAUGCAGCGUCUUCUCUGCCCCAACAACAUACACAACAACACUCUUUUCCCCAAAUAAUCUCUUUACCGUUACAUCAACCACCACCUACAACUGAAGCUGAACAUGACUCGACCUCGGCUCACCCAAGCGCUGAUACGCUACCAACUACCCAAUCGAUACACGGAGUAGAAGCGCAACCACCGACUGUCAACAAUACAGAAGUAGCAGAUGAGAAAGGCAAGAAAAAUAAAAAGACAAAGAAGGAGAAAAAAGGUAGUAAAUUUAAACAAAAAAUGUUUAAAUAUUUCGUUAAUUCUUAUGAUAAUUAA